Saimiri boliviensis boliviensis (Bolivian squirrel monkey) is the source of this 1693-nucleotide messenger RNA. The record is from RefSeq and is a predicted model, not a curated record. NCBI's taxonomy places the organism in Eukaryota, Metazoa, Chordata, Mammalia, Primates, Cebidae.
AUGACAGUAAAGACACGAGCAGCAACCAUUGCAAAAGGAAACAGAACCCCCAAUAGGAAUGCCCCCACGCGGGGCGCACCGCCCGCGCCUGCUCUGGGAGCCGUGAGCUGCCGCCGUCCCCAUCCCGACGUGGACGGCACGAUCACCCUCAAAGCGGACAGCCUGACCUACGGCGCCUCUCCCGACAGCCCGAGGCACGCGGGCGACGUGCACGUCCCGUGGGAGCCCCACACCAAGGCGCCCCGGGUCUUUGCCUUCUUUCGCUUCCACGACCGGCGCGAUGCGGAAGCUGCCGAGGCCGCGGUGGACGCUGCGGGGCUGGACCGAUGGGAGCUGCGGGUGCAGGUGGCUCGCUAUGGUCGCCGGGGGGCGCCACGCAGCUGGUCCCGGGGCGGCGGCUACGGACCGUGGAGCUGCAGACCCAGGAGGAGACACCACAGCCGAUCUCGGGGUCCCAGCUGCUCCAGGUCCCUAAGCCAAUCUCGCUACAGGAGGUCUUGCUACAGUCGCUUUCCCUACAGAGAAUCUCCCUGCAGAGAAUCUCACUACAGAGGAUCUCCCUACAGAGGAUCUCCCUACAGAAGAUCUCACUACAGAGGAUCUCCCUACAGAGGAUCUCCUUACAGAGGAUCUCCUUACAGCCGAUCUCCCUACAGAGGAUCACACUACAACUGGUCUCUCUACAGAGGAUCUCACUGUAGAGGAUCCCCUUACAGCCAAUCUCCAUACAGACGACCUUCCCUACAGAGGAUCAGCCUACAGAGGAUAACCCUGACAGUGUAUCUCCCUACAACCGAUCUCCCUACAGCCAAUCUCCCUACAGAGAAUCUCACUACAACCGAUCUCCCUACGGCACAUCAUCCUCCAGACGAUCUUACAGGGGAUCUCACUACAGCCGAUCUCCCGCCAGAAGAUCUCCCUACAGCCGAUCUCCCUACAGACGAUCUCCUUACAGAACUCGCUGUAGCUGAUCUCCCUCCAGUCGAUCUUACAGCCGGCCUCACUGCAGCUGAUCUCACUACACCCCUGUAGCUAUGCAGGAAGUCUCCCUACAUCUGGUCUGCCCACAACAGCUGCUCUCACUCGAAGUCUGGGUCUCCCUCUCGCUCCCCAUCAGCCUCCAAAUCCAGCUCUCCACAAACAUCCAAAUCCUCCUGGGUCUCCAGAUCUUGCUCACUGUCCAGGUCUAGAUCUAUGUCCAGGAGUCUUCCCCCAUAUCUAAGAGGGAAUCCAAGUCCAGGUUGCAAUCCAAGAGUCCUCCCAAGUCACCUGAAGGGGAAGGACAAGUGUCCUCCUAGGAAAAUGAUAAGGUCCAUAUCCUCUGUGUGCCAUGGAAAGGUGGUUUUCCCCAUGCCAAAGUAUAGGUAGGGUCUCUUCUAUGACAACCUCACAUUCCUGCUCCAGAAAGUCCUAAAUUGUUCCCACAUGUCCAGGAUUCCAUUGUUUACUGUUUUCAUCAAACAGGGGUCUGCUGUUUUUCCAGUAUUUUCAUUAUAUAUCUUCAAAUUUCUGGUGUGGUCAAGCCCUAUAUAUUUCAGAAUAUUUGAAAACAAAUGUGUGACAAGCAAAAUACUGAGUUUUAAUGCUACCUUAGUAGCUGAGAGACGCCACGCAGUCUUCAACCACAGCUUCAACCGUACAGAGACCAUCAGUUCCACUACCCAGGAUGGAUUGAUUAUGGCAGAUUGGUAUG